GAGCUCGUGGAGGAGGCCGGCGAGGCGGAGGAAGGCAGGGAUGUGGCCGCGCGCAAGGAAGGGGAAGAGGACGACGUGCGGGCUCUCUGCUUCCUCUGACGCCAUGGCUGAUGGCGCGACGGGGACGGCGUGUUCGGAUGGAGCACUGGUCACAGAGGAUAACAGAGAAAUGGACAGUGAUCACGACAAGCCAAGACAGGAACGAAGCUAAAAUAAUCAAAUUUGGGAGCGAACUGAGCACCUCCAGACGAAGAAUCCCACACUGGGGAGAAUCACUAAAGGAGUGCCGGGCUACAAAUCGCACCAUAUACAUGGAAAAGAAGAAACACGCAGGAAAAGAAUCGAGCAGGGACCGCCCUCAAAUCACGGGAUCCCCAGGGCGCAUCGGAGGGACCCAGGAACACACUACACACCGCCGCGCACCACCACGCGGAAACAGAUCUGUAAAAGGAGCGAGACUUUCUCUCCGCCCAGAGCGAGCAAGCGAGCGAGCUGCGCACAGUAAACUCCACAACCACAAGCCAGAAAACCAGCAAAGGAACAGCGCGGAGCACCAGGGGCACAGUAAUGCGGACGCACGCAACAAGAGCCAAAGAGCGAAGGUCCAACUCACCGCGUUUUUCCCGCAGCUGCCACUCCACGAUCCCGCCGCCGGGCUGCCCUCUGCUGCGGACUCGCUGGCCGCGCGGACCAGCGCAUCCACGGAUGGGGGGAAGCUGAAGGUAAUGGGCGAGGCCCGAGAGAUGGCUUCGUCGUCGUGGGGCGUAGAUAGUAGGAGGAGCUCCCGCGCGGACGGCGAACGGAGUAGGGGGAAGGGAAGGGAAGAGACGGAGAUGGAUGGAAGGAAAUGGCAGGCAAGCACGCCUGGGCUUGCGAAGCGUAGCAAUCGCGGGCGGUCCCUCUCUCCCCUCGAUCUAGCCCCCCUUUCUUUUCCUGUGCUUUCCUUCUCUCUCUUGCUUUCGCUCGAGCUUUGCUUUUCGUCCUAAUCCGUGCGGGCCCACAUGGCACUUUUUGGCUGG
Messenger RNA from Brachypodium distachyon (stiff brome), 1019 nucleotides. RefSeq lists its product as uncharacterized. NCBI's taxonomy places the organism in Eukaryota, Viridiplantae, Streptophyta, Magnoliopsida, Poales, Poaceae. The record is from RefSeq and is a predicted model, not a curated record. The transcript has 4 exons. Bases 111 to 986 code for a protein of 291 amino acids.